Messenger RNA from Ostertagia ostertagi, 1509 nucleotides. The record is from the annotation of a GenBank genome assembly. Lineage: Eukaryota; Metazoa; Nematoda; Chromadorea; Rhabditida; Trichostrongylidae.
AUGGUUAUGGACUGCCCGUAUAACCGGUUCAACAAAGUAUGGCGGGCGGUGGACCCGUUCCACAACACCAGUCAGUACUACGAGAAACAAUUUUAUCAAAAACAACAACGUAUUACACGCGAACACAACGAAAUCGUAUCACCGAGGACAAAAAAAAACAAGGCAAUAGAGAUUGCAGAGAGGUUUCCCAAGGCGGGCAGCGCCUACACCUACGCAUAUGUAGGCGUCGGCGAGCUAUGGGCCUUUGUUAUCGGUUGGAAUAUCAUACUGGAACACAUGCUGGGAGCCGCAGCGGUAGCCCGCUCAUGGUCCGGAUAUUUGGAUUCACUGUUAGGAAACGUCAUCUCAAACACUACAAUUGAACGAGUCGGUCGCAUUGAGAACUCGUCCUUUUUUGGUGACUACCCGGACGUUGUUGCAUUUCUGCUGAUUGUCGUUGUUGGCAUUUUCGUCGCCCUCGGCUCAAAAGUCUCAACAAACUUCAAUUCCGUCUUCACCAUUGUAAACAUGGCGGGAGUGAUAGUCCUUGUCGUUGGAUACGGUAUUACGUUCGCGGACUUCUCUUUAUGGAGUGGCACUAACGAAGAGGGCGUGUCAAACUUCUUCCCGUAUGGUGUGAACGGUAUGUUGGCAGAUCCCGCUCGCUCAAUCCCAAUCGCCACAUUUGCUUCGAUGUCCGUAGUCACAUUGGCCUACAUAGCUAUGUCUUCGGCGCUGACCCUCAUGGUUCCAUACUAUCAGGUGCCCAUCAACGCCGUACUGGUGUUCGGUUCGAUAACGGCCUGCAUUGCACUGCUGUUCGACAUCGAAACUCUGGUCGAAUUCCUCUCCAUCGGCACGCUGCUUGCAUACUCAAUCGUCUCAGCUUGUGUGAUUAUUCUUCGUUACCAACCAGCUCGAUACCCGGAGGAUGGCAGUUUCGAUAACGGUACAGAUGACAUUGUUUUGGACAGUUUUUCAGUAUCGUUCUUGAACACGUUUUGCUCACUGAAGCGUCCCUUGAGAUACACAAGUGCUGGCGGAAAAAUGAAAUUCACAUUCCCCGGAAGUGCAUAUCUGGAGCAAUUCGAUCCCGGUCAUGCGGUCCAUUAUGGUGUGGUGGUGAUGAUGAUUGGCUUCACUGGAUUUGGACUGUGCUUGAGUUCAGGACACUUCCAAGAAAUGGCUGGAAUGGUGACAGCCUCAUUUUUCGGCGCAGUUUCAAUAUUAUCGUUGGUAUUCAUUAUGGCUCACCAUCAGAAUUCAACUCCACUUGAUUUCAAGGUACCAUUAGUACCUCUCGUACCUGCUCUGAGUCUUCUUAUCAACGCCCUGAUGAUGCUCCACCUUGCACCGAUAACCUGGCUAAGACUCGCAGUUUGGAUGGCUAUAGGUCUGGGUAUCUAUUUCAUCUACGGCAUACGUCAUUCUCGGGAGGAACUGCUGCCAUCAUCACCGGAAGCCCGCUUCUCGAAGAGCAGCACGUAUGAAUCCGUGGUGUCCGCCACUACUGCUGGCUCGGCAACCUGA